Molecule: messenger RNA, 3471 nt
Organism: Myotis lucifugus (little brown bat)
Lineage: Eukaryota; Metazoa; Chordata; Mammalia; Chiroptera; Vespertilionidae
Product: hepatitis A virus cellular receptor 1 homolog
Exons: 10
Coding region: 538-1542 (334 amino acids)
Biological process (GO): phagocytosis, engulfment; positive regulation of mast cell activation
Cellular component (GO): cell surface
Molecular function (GO): virus receptor activity; phosphatidylserine binding
Source: RefSeq, a predicted model, not a curated record
AAACAGCAUAGCAGAGCACAAAUAUUGUUCCCAUCCACUAAUAUCUCCUUAUAAUCCAGUCAGACCGGAUAAGUCUGACUUUCAAAGAUACUUCCCAAAGGUCUGAUGUCCAGGUGUGGCAAAGAGAUAAAGAAUGGAAUGCUGGAAGGAAUUUAUCUUUAUCUACUGGUAUAAAAACCCUUGAGGGAAGGAUACGUGACAAACGGUCAGAGGAGCUGGAAACCUCCUAACUCACACGUAAGUACAAUCCUCUGGAAAUUUAUGCGGAAGAGAAAAUCAGAACUUUGUUGCUUGAACUUUCUGAGUAUUAUAUGGCAUAUUAGGGCAACAAUGAUAGAGCCAAUAGAAGUUAGGGAAAAUUCCAGGGGAGAGCACCAAGGAAUCAAGGUGGCCAAGUAGAUAAAUCCUGAACUCACCUCUUUCCAGGAACGUGUGGAAAUUAUUGCACAAAGGUCACUGAGACCACCUGAAGACCAGCUGAAUAGAAGUCUCUAAGGUUAUAAAGAAGGAACCACGUUGACACAGGCAGAUACCGUCAUGCCUCCUUGGGUAGCCUUCCCCAGCCUCAUACUACUUUGGGCAGAUGCUGUAGUUUCUGUGUCAUAUGUGACUGGAGUGGUGGGUCAGUCUGUCACGCUACCCUGUAUCUUUUCAACAGCUCAUGAAAUCUCACCCAUGUGCUGGGGUCGAAGGGCAUGUCCUUCAUUCAGUUGCUCAAAUGAACUCAUAAUGACCGAUGGCUACCAUGUUACCUUUGAGAAGGACAAACGUUAUAGGAUGAAUGGAAUCAUUUCCAGAGGGAAUUUGUCUCUAACCAUACAGAAUGCAGCCCUGUCUGACACUGGCACCUAUUGUUGCCGUAUUGAGUUCAAAGGGUGGUUUAAUGGUUAUAAAAAGAAUAUAUUUUUGGAGAUAAAGCCAGCUCCACCUAAGGUCACCAGUGUUCCAACACCAUCUAAGGUCUUCACUUCUGCUCCUACAACUCCAGCACCAACACUGAACCAUAAGACAGCUCCACCUAAGGUCACCAUGGGCCCAACAUCACCUAUGGUCUCCAUGUCUGCUUCUACAAAGCCAGCAGGAGGGCAGCAGAAAUUCAAGACAGAAACCACUUCAUCUUCUCCACUGCAGACAACAGAAACCCCGCCUAUUACACCACAGGAAGCAAGUACGACCACCUCAGCAUUGAACUCUUCUUGCCCAACAGAUGGGAAUAGCACCGUGACCCAGCCUUCAGAUAGCGGUUGGCAAUACAAUGAAACUCACACGAGCUUGAAACAAAAUAAACAGAGGAACACCAGUAAAUUGUACAUUGGACUCUCCAGUGCUGCCAUGAUAUUGCUCACCAUUUUGGCUGCCAUACUUACCAAAAAAUAUUUAUGUGGGAAAAGAAAGGUGUUUCAUAUAAGCAAAGAGCCUCUGACCGGAACUUCACAAAAUGGAACAUCAGUGCGCUACCAACCACAUGAGAAUCUCUGCUUUGAGAACGAUCUUUAUAACGUUUAUCAAGACCCAUCGGUGCUAGGACCUUUAGGCCUUUGACUGCAGAAAGCACUGACCAGAUCUUACCAUGUCAGUCCUUUUAAGCUCCAGGAUUAUUUUUCUGUCAAUAUUUCAUGGCAUUCCAAUGUGUCUGUGAUGUUGGUUAGAGUAUCUUUAGCUCAUCAGUGUGAAGUCAAACCUCAUUGGUAAUUAGUCUUAAUUUUUUAUAUUAAAAUUGGCUCAAUUUUUCUGGUCAUAGCAGAGCCCUCUCCUAAAUAUGAACUGAACACUUUAGAAUUGUAUAUUCUGUACAGACCUUAUGAAUCCUGUAUCCAUCAAGAAUUCUCAUUGCGUAGACAUGAAAUGAUCCAAUACGUUGGUUACUAAAGCUGUCACAAGGAGGGGAAUAGGACUUAAAAUCAGCAAAUUCGAUUUGGUACUUAAAUGAAUUCACUUGGAAGCAUUUCAUGAUUAACUCUUGUGUGUGUGUGUUUUUUUUUAAUCUUGCAAUCAAAACAUUACAUUUCGUAAGUUUCUCCAAAGGUUUCAAAUUAUGGAGGCACAAGAUUUUUAUUUCCUUCAUGGGGAAAUAGUGUGAUUUCACCAUUAGAUCUGUUUGUUCAUGGCUCUGAAAAUAUGAGGUUUUAAGUGCUUAAGCACUUAAAAGGGGCCAGGGUGGGGCUUUUAAAAGAAGAAGCUAGGAUGGUGAGUGGAGCAAGUAAAUAGGUGGAGAAAAUCAAUGGCCAUGUGAUUUAACACAUGUGUGCUACUUCUGCUACAUCUGUGCCACAUAUAGACAACCAUCAGGGAUUCUGAACUAACUUUUAGAGUGAUGCAGUACAGAGAUAAAUAAAAGGGCAAAAGAAAGGGAGAGGUUAGGGCAAAAGGCCUCUGCCUUAGAAAAGUAAGUGCAAAUCUAAAUCUGUUUGAGAGUGUUACUAGUUUCAACUGGAAUUCUAAAUUGUCCCAAAACCACUUUGAUUAUUAAAAUUAUUUUAGAAGGAUGAAUUUUUUUUUAUAUCAUCAAUUCCAAUGCUGUUUCUUUUCCACAAAUGAAUUAAAUUUUUUGGUUUGCCAAGAGAGCUAAAGCCAAAAAAGGUAAGGAUAUUUUUAGCCACCAGAAACUUUUUUUCUUCAUAUCAGAAACAUUUCGACAUGAAUAGUUCACAAGGCUGGGUAGUAAUUUCAAUUUGAGUUAAUUUUGAAAUAAUUCACACUUGAUGUUCAGUGCUACCCACACCAAAGUGGCCUAGGAGGGCAGGAUGCUUGUUUUUGAAGGCAACAUUUUUUAUAUAUAACUACAGAAUUCUAGAAAAUUAUAGCACCUCUGAAUAAAGGUUACAGUAUAUGGGCAAGUAAUAUUGUUGAGCAUUGUCCACUGGGUUUCCCAAAUAGGGUGAGAUUAAUAUGGCUUAUACAUUUUUGUUCAAACCAUAGCAUUUUUCUUUUAAAUUCAAGACAACAUGCAGGAGGCAGCUUAUGUAUAUUGCACAUUGAUGGUUCUCUCUUUUCCCUUCCUCCUCUAAAAAUCAAACUAUUCUUUUAGAUGAACAAACGAAUGAACAAAUAAAUAGGCAAGCUAGUGUGGCUGCAGCAAAGUGAGUGAGGAGGUUUGGAAAGAGAUUAGCUGGAGACAUGGGCACCCUCUCACGGGGGCUGAAUGCAAAGGGCCCUAUGAACACACCUGUUGAGAAGGGUCCCACUCUUAGGAAACAAAACACUUCAUGUAAAGGGUUAAACAUUCUAUGCAUCACCAAAUUAUGAUACCAUUGAUUAACGUGCUAUCUGGAAGUAAAGAGAUAAUUUGUCUUUUGCUCUCCCCCAAUCAAAAGCUUUGGUCAGUUGGGUUUGAACAGCUUUGAGUGGUCGGGAGAUACAUUCCCCAGACUGUCUCUUUGACUCUUGAUUACAUCAGUUUUUCUGAGGAAAUAGAAAAAAGUCAUGGCUUCAUCUAGAGCAAUGGUUCUCAACCUUCCCAACCAUAAAAUU